Messenger RNA from Pocillopora meandrina, 5689 nucleotides. The record is from the annotation of a GenBank genome assembly. NCBI's taxonomy places the organism in Eukaryota, Metazoa, Cnidaria, Anthozoa, Scleractinia, Pocilloporidae.
AUGGUUCAGCUGACGUUAGUCGAGGAGGCACAACUGACGUAAACUGUUACCCAUUUGCUGAAACACUUUCAAAUAAGACGCUUAAGUAACAGUUUGAAAUCUUUGAAAGGUUUUCUUCGUCUGUAAUUAUUAAGAAAACCUUUCUAAACUCUGAAGGCGCGACUGGAACAAAUUUGUUGUCAAGGAGAAGAAUACGCCGAAAGAAGAAUUGAAGAUAAUGGCGAUAUAUAGGAGAGUUCUGGCUUUGAUAGUUCUACUGUCGCUGAACGUUCUCGAAACACGACAAAAUGGAUUUGUCGAUUUUACUCACCACGACUACGAACAAAUGACGAGUAUUCUAAACGACUUACAUGCGGCUUAUCCCUCUAUAACUCGACUUUUCUCGUUGGGAAAAUCAACAAACAACAGAGAACUGUGGGUUCUCCAAAUAUCAGACAAACCUGAAAUUCACGAGCCUGGCGAGCCAGAAUUUAAAUACAUUGGAAAUAUGCACGGAAACGAAGUAGUGAGUCGAGAAAUUCUUCUCCACUUCAUCGAACACUUGCUUCAGGGAUACAACAAGGAUGAUGAAAUCACAAAUCUAAUUGACACCACAAGGAUAAGUAUCAUGCCUUCCAUGAAUCCCGAUGGCUAUGAGAAAGCGAAAACCGACCGUAGCAAUCGAUGUAGUGGAAUAGUUGGAAGAAGAAAUGCGCAAGAUGUUGAUUUGAAUCGGUAAGUACGAGCUUGAUUAAUUCAUUUUAAUUUUCAGAAUUGACGCGCUCGAAUCGAAGGUAUUUUGGUUUAAUAUCUUUGACUCAAGUCGAUUUGUUUUUGCUUUUAAUGUAGUUUAGGAUUUUCGAAUGAAUAUUUGUACAUUUAUCCAAAGAAUUUGACCAAACAGAUAGUCUUCAGCCUUAAUGCGAAAAACUCUAUGUAAAUUCUAACUAAAAACAUGAAUACUUAACUCAAAUAAAUUGCCAACAUUUCGAAGGUGCUCGCCCGUUGUCCAAUAAUUUUCUCCCUGAAGUUAUCUGGUAUAUUGAUCGCUUUUUAGGCUUUAGUAUCUGAAUGAGUAUUAUCGUUUUGAUUUAAGCGGUUUCUCAAAUUUACAGGGGCCCUUUUCCUUGUGGUUGACAUAUUUAAGGAUUCUUACUCUUUCUUGGAGUUUGUCUUGAGUUAUGGUCAGCAAGCGUUUAGAACUACAUUUGUAUGUUUGUUUAAUAGUCAUCAAAUUUUCUCAGUUAGCUUCUAGUCAUAACUUUUUAUUAUUAUUAUUAUUAUUAUUUGGCUUGCUGUCACAGUCGUAAUUUGGGAGAUUUUUUAGCAAAAAAAUUUGCUUUCAACCUAGGAUAACAGCAUAACCAUAGAAACCUAGGAUAAGGCAAGAAAUGUAUUUUUGAACCUCCGAGCUUUCAAUGUACCUUUGAAUGGACUUAAAAAAAUUUAACGGAUACAAACGCAUUGUUGUAAUUUAAAUGAGGCUUGUUCAAGAUAUUAACCCAGUGCUCUAAGAAAUUUCUCCAAAUCUCCCAACUGGCUUGCAUCUUCUUGUGGAUGUUGAUAAAAUGGUACAAAGGUAUUGUUGCAAUAUAAAUGAAGCCUGUUCAAGAUAGACACUCAUUGCUCUAAGCUCAAGGUUUUUUAAAGUCUCAAGAAAUAAAAUGUUAAGGGUCAGUGGCCAAGAAUCAUAUUUGAAGGAUUACAACUAAACACUUGCACAUCUGUGGGGAGGUAACAACAAGGCCCAAAUGUUUUUCACUAAGAAUUAGAGAAGCAAACUGAUUACUUGCAGGUAUAUGAAUGGGAUUAUCAUAAACACCCAGGCAUGUGUAGCUUAAUUGUCACUGUCAUGUAUGGUUCACAACCUUUCCAUGCUUUUCACAGAAGACAAGGCAGAUUUUUGUAUGUGCAUCUUACAUAGAUUUUAAAGUUUUGGUGUGAAAUUAUUAGACCUAAACAGGUUGAUAAAAAAUGGAGCUUCAUGCUUUGAAAAUACACUAACUGUUUAAUUUUCUUUGUAUGUCACCAGAAACUUUCCAGAUCAGUUCUCUGGGGUUGGUAAAAGGGAACUAGCAACUGAAACUCGUCUUGUCAAGAGCUGGAUUGAUGAAAUACCUUUUGUUCUGUCUGCUAAUCUGCACGGUGGUUCUUUAGUGGCAAAUUACCCUUAUGACAACAGGCAAGAUAAACGAAGUAUAUAUAGUAGGACACCUGAUGAUGAUGUCUUCCGAUCUUUGGCCCUGACAUAUUCUUUGAACCAUCCAAAGAUGCAUCUACCAAGUGCUGCUUGUGAUGGGGAUCAUUUUGAAAAAGGUAAAGUUGCUCAGAGAUCUAAAUACAAAUGCAUUUUCAAAAAUAUUGUUCACUUCUCUCUAUGGAAGGUGUUGUUACUUAUUGUAAGCAUGUAACUGGUCUAGUUUUAACUCUUUAUGCCCUAACAUCACUAUGCAUAUUCUCCAUACUUUCUCUAUACAUUUCUUAAGGUUCUGAAAAGGAGAAUUGUUUAACAAUUAAGAGCUUCUUUAGUUAUUAAUAAUUUUCCUUAUUCUCAUAACCCUUAAUGUUUCAUUCAGGGGUGAUCUUGUAAGGAGAAAUUAGAUGCCAGUCACUCUUAGGGGUUAAAGGGUUAAGCCAUGGCUGGGUCACAGUAUUGAGAUCUGGUGCAAGACACUUCUUUUGCACAGUGCUCCAUCAGCACCCAUAAACAGACAUGGACCCGUGAGACCUGAUUAAAUGCCAGGGGGGUGGGGGUGACUUCAAGAUUGAUUCAAAUCCUGUCAAUACUCUUACCCUGACUUAUUGUUACCUGAAAAAGGAUAAACUCAGCAGGGGUAAGUAAGAAUUGACGUCCACUCUUCUAAUCAUGAACAGCCAGGUUGAAAAUUCUCUGUAUUUUGCCCUCCCUCCACUUGUAUUUCCUGCUUUGAAAACUUUACUGAACGGCUAGUUUCAUGCUCGCAAUCAGGUAUCACCAAUGGCGCGGACUGGUACUCAGUAUCUGGUGGAAUGCAGGAUUACAACUACGUCAACAGUAACAGCUUUGAGUUAACUAUGGAGGUGAGCUGCUGUAAGUUUCCUGAAGCUAGUACCCUUCAAGGGUUUUGGGAAGAUAACAAAAAGUCCUUGCUGGAGUUCCUGAAACGAGUUCAUACUGGUUUGACUGGCUUUGUGAGGGACCAGAAUGGACAAGGUAAGUUGUAUUUAAGUCCACAUGAAAUGAUAUUAGUAUUCGCUUAAGGUUAUACGAGUUCCCAUUUCAAUUAGCCAUGAUGCCAAAUUGUCAAUGUCUUGAAGGAAAAUGACAAUUUUAGAGUCUGAAAGUUGUUCCAAUUUUCUUUCAUAAAAUUUUGUUGAAUUCUGUGGAUAAAAUGCUACGAGGCAUGGCCUGAUGACUUUUUGUUAUGGACAGUGUUCUGAUUACUUUUGUACCUGUGAUAUGAGCACUUAGCAACUUGUGCUCAGUUUUACUUACCAUAUUUAAUACAUUUAUAUAUGUUUGCAUUUCAAAGACUUUGUAAUUUUAAGCAUAGAAAUCCACUUUGCUUUUAGGAAUCAAAGGAGCUGACAUAAAUAUUUACCCUCGCAAUCAUCCAGUGAGAAGUGCCAGAGAUGGAGAUUACUGGCGUCUGCUUCUUCCUGGUGUUUACAAGGUGACAGUUUCGAAGCGUGGCUAUCAUCCAGUGGAGAAGAUUGUCGCAAUUUCCAAAGGACCAGCAACAAAAGAAAACUUUGUUCUGGAAAGUAAUGGCCAGGCUAUGGAUGAGGCAGGCACAACACUGGAGGAAGUUGUACCAGAUGAGGAGAAGAAGAAGCAUGUACCAGUUUCAUUGGUUGUUGGGUUAACAGUUGUUUGCCUAAUUUCAUUGCUGUUAGCAUUAGUUCUUGCUAUCUUGAUCACCAAGAAAUAUCGUCAGAAAGAGAAUGUCCAAGGAGAAUACUCUCAAGUCCACACUGAUCCAUGAAGAAGAUUUAAUGGUAAAGUAAACUGUAGAAUCGAAUGACAAGAUUUGUUUCACAUACUGUAUUUUCACUUUUAAAUGCCAACAGAGUAUUGCAUGUCAUUUGUUAUUUAGGCACAGCUGUGUCAUGCUGUAAUACCUCAACCUGGCUAAAAUUUGUCAAACAGAUUGUUUAGGAGUGUUUUUAUAACAUUACUGCAACUAUUACUUUAAGACAGAGUGAAUGUUGUCAAAUGAUGCAUCUUAAUUUUCAACUACUUUUUCUCCUAUUUCAGUAAAUUUUUCUUUUGAAACAAAUGAAAAGCGUUGUUUGAGAAUUCAAAAACCUUGAAAACAUUUUUCCUAUGUAAUUUUUUUUCAUUUGACAUCUUGCAGUGUGAUUGGUCACAACACUACAAACAUUUGUGAAAUUAUUUUUUGGUGUUUAAAGUUUUCUGAGUCUCACAGUAAAAAUAGUUACCUCAGUGGUUAAUCAUGUGUAUGAUAAUUAUUAAUAGAAAUGUUUGGCCAAUCACAGCUGGUAUAUUUAUACACAGUCUAUACAGGACUUGAAGACACAGUAUUUAAUCAAGAAAAUUUAGUUCAAUCAAAUUUCAAAAAAAGGCAUCCAAAUUUUUAUUUUCUUAAGUCAUUUUAAUCAUAAGUUACUCAGCUUCCUGUUUUAUUGUAAUUUUGAAAUUGAUUUUUAGUUUGAAUUUACUGUUUUCUAACAGUCAUAUUAUUCACAGAAUUUAUUUAUCACAGGUGUUUGGACAUUUGAUUGGUUAGCCUAAAGCCUGAAAAGCAACUGAAUUUAGUAAAUGUUGGUUCAAAACACAAGUUCAAGGAAAGCUUUAGGAAUAUUUUUUUUCAACUACAGUAUUUGAAGUUAGUUAGGAAUUAGUUUUUCUUAUGAUUUACAUCAGAAUUCAUAAUUUAGUGAAGAAAGGCAUGGAUUGUAUUUACUGAAUAAUUUUUUCUUGAUAUUGUUUAUUUUUAUGAAUACCAAGAGUUUCGUGUGUAAGAUAAAAGGACAGUGAUUAACAGAGUAUCUUUGCACCCCUCAGUUAUGAAAUUGGUGACAGUUUUUUACACCCUUUUGGUCUUAGUCUGGAAGUGUCAAGUUGGGAUGAAAUGAGAAUAAUUGUACUUCUUCUUCUGUGGAUAGUAAACCUACAUGAAUAUUACUCAGUUCAUUGGCAGUCUAUAAAUCAUUGUUCCUUCUCAGUUUUUUUUUUCUGCUCUUCAAUACCAAGACCAAGAGGGAGUGUUUAUGUCUUUUAAGUAGUAUUCUAAGAGCUUCCAUUUGACAGCAUCUUUGUAGAAAAGGUGCAUUGACUUUUUGUUUGGUUACUAUUGGAAACUGAUACUUGAGGAUGGUAACUCAUGAUGGAAAUCUUAUCUAAAUCUAAAAGAAGUGAAUCUGAGGUAUUCGCACAUGUUGAAAAAAGUGUGUAACCAGAAGUAGAGAUAGAAUGAAGAAAUGAAAUAAAGUUGUAAACUGCAUUCCUUUUUUUUCAUGAGUAAAGUGUUGGGGUUGAGCGCCUUACCCACACAGUUCUGCGUCGGGGAUACCUCCAAAAGUUGUUUCCAAACAUCUUGGAGCAGUAAAUUAAGAAUUGAGGUAUUUUGUUGCAAAUUAUUGCGUAUUCUGAUCAAAGAAUACCUUUGGCCAACUUGUAGAUAAAGUAUUCUAGAGUAGAAACAUGUUUGUGAACUUGCAAAUAGAAGUCAUGUUGCAAAACUUGCUUGUAAAAUAUUAAAGUGAC